UGUUUUUCAUGUUCGGUGGAUUUCGAGAGGGACGACGAGGCCGAAUUUUGUUACACAUUGUGCAGUUUUGAGAUUAUCUGUAGUUGUUUGUUCUUGUUGUUUGGGUCUUUUCAACAUUCGUGAUGUCCGCAGAACCCAGGUCGGAGCUCUUUACGGGAUGGGGUUACAUCCCUGAGAAGGUGAAGAAAGCACAGAAGAAGAUUGAGAUGUACAAAUUUGACACGGAUGCAUGGAGUAUCCUUCUCAGAGAAGCGCAGAGCCAGCCUGUGGACAAAGCCCGCCCUCUCUACGAACUACUGAUAGCGUCAUUCAGCAACUCGGGACGAUACUGGAAGAUGUACAUUGAACAAGAGAUAAAAAGCAAGAACUAUGAAAAAGUUGAGAAGUUGUUCCAGCGAUGCUUGAUGAAGGUUCUUAACAUUGAUCUCUGGAAGUGCUACCUCUCCUACGUGAAGGAGACGAAAGGGGGUCUUUCUUCGUAUCGAGAAAAGAUGGCCCAGGCGUACGACUUUGCUUUGGACAAGAUGGGCAUGGACAUCUUCUCUUAUCAGAUCUGGUCGGACUAUGUCACAUACCUUAAGGGAGCUGAGGCUAAGGGGUCAUACGCAGAGAAUCAGAGGAUUACAGCAGUGCGUAGAGUAUACCAACGAGGUGUCGUUAACCCCAUGGUCAACAUUGAAAUCUUCUGGAAAGAUUACUGUACUUAUGAAAAUGGAAUAAAUCCAAUUAUUGCAAAGAAAAUGAUUGACGACAGGAGUCGUAGCUACAUGAAUGCCAGACGAGUCGCAAAGGAAUACGAAUCUGUCACUAAAGGUUUGAAUCGUAACACUCCAGCUGUUCCACCCACUGGAGCGCUGGAGGAAACCAAGCAAGUAGAACUAUGGAAGAAGUACAUUAACUGGGAGAAGACAAAUCCAACUAGAACAGAAGACCAGACGCUCAUGACAAAGAGAGUUAUGUUCGCAUAUGAGCAAUGCCUGUUGUGUCUCGGUCACCAUCCUGAUGUAUGGUAUGAGGCUGCCCUCUAUCUGGAGAACUCCAGCAAGUCGUUUGCCGAAAAAGGAGAUAUGAACAAUGCUAAAGUAUUCAGCGACGAAGCAGCAGCUAUUUAUGAGAGAGCUAUUCAAACACUCAUGAAGAAGAGCAUGCUCAUCUACUUCGCCUACGCAGACUUUGAAGAGGGGCGGAUGAAAUAUGAGAAAGUGCACAAUAUCUACAAGCGUUUUGUUGCUAUUGAUGACAUUGACCCCACAUUGGUCUUUAUCCAGUACAUGAAGUUCACAAGGCGCGCAGAAGGCAUAAAGGCAGCGAGGGGGAUCUUUAAGAAGGCCAGAGAAGACACACGAACACGCUACCAUGUCUUCAUCACAGCAGCUCUCAUGGAAUACUACUGUAGCAAGGACCAACAGGUAGCCUUCAAGAUCUUUGAAUUGGGUCUGAAGAAAUAUGGCGACAUUCCAGAAUAUAUUCUUGCCUACGUUGAUUACUUAUCGCAUCUCAAUGAGGAUAACAACACGAGAGUGCUUUUUGAAAGAGUGUUGACGUCUGGUUCGUUGGCUGUUGAGAAAUCAGGGGAAAUUUGGUUACGGUUUGAAGAUUUUGAGGCCAAUUGUGGAGAUCUUACAAGCAUCAUCAAGGUGGAGAAAAGGCGCUUAGCUCUCUUCAAAGAGGAGUUCAAAGAUCGUGAAACCAGCCUUCUUGUUGACCGUUAUCGAUACCUUGACCUUUACCCUUGUUCACAAGCAGAACUGAAGUCCAUCGGAUACAAGGACCUGACCCACAAACACACCGUUCAGCAGGUGCUCUUUAAUCCCUCGUCCCAGAAGGAUUCGGGGCUAUCCUCAGACAAGAAAGAAGAAGACAAAUCGGACUCUAAGGUGACAGAGUUUCCCCGACCUGACCUGAGUCAGAUGUUACCGUUCACACCACGGUCACAAGCACCGCCUGGUUCCCAUCCUGUUCCGGGCGGUGUGUUCCCGUUGCCAAUGGCAGCAGCUCAUGUAGUGACUCGGUUACCACCUCCAGGUUGCUUUCAGGGUCCAUUCGUCAAAGUGGACAGCCUAAUGAAGCUCCUUGCAGAAUGUACAAUUCCUGAGCCCAAAGUACUGGAUAUCUCAAUGAAUGGUGAGGUCGAUGAUGACGAAGAAGGGGGUAGCGGAAAGCGCAAGCGCACAGGCGAUAAGAACGAAGAUUCAGAUGAUGACGAAGAAACUCACAGCGCCCCCGCUCAUGACAUUUAUCGCAGCAGACAACAGAAACGGGUUAGGUAGAAAUGAAUUUCAGAAGUUUGUUUAAACAACCCGUGCCCAAUUUCAUAAAGCUGUUUAGCAGAAAAUAUUGCUCAAACAAAUGUCUUUGCUAAGCAAACAAUGAGUCGGGCACCAGUCACAACAAUGUAAACUUAAUCUAGUUGCUGGUAUUCUGUUUUUGCUCAGCAAUAUUUUCCUUGGCUUAGCAGGUUUUUGUGCUUACAGACUUUAUGAAAUUGGGCCUUUGUGCUUGAAAAACUGUUCAUCUUCUCCAUCAGGGUCCCAUUUCAUGGCUCUGGGCCCAAUUUCAGAAAGCCUGUAAGCAAAAUAAUUUGCUUAGCAUAAAAUUUCUUC
Molecule: messenger RNA, 2603 nt
Organism: Asterias rubens (European starfish)
Lineage: Eukaryota; Metazoa; Echinodermata; Asteroidea; Forcipulatida; Asteriidae
Product: cleavage stimulation factor subunit 3-like
Exons: 20
Coding region: 123-2270 (715 amino acids)
Biological process (GO): mRNA 3'-end processing
Cellular component (GO): nucleus
Molecular function (GO): mRNA binding; protein binding
Source: RefSeq, a predicted model, not a curated record